This is a messenger RNA of Lutra lutra (Eurasian river otter), 1866 nucleotides long. RefSeq names its product nudix hydrolase 16 (gene NUDT16). Gene Ontology annotation, molecular function: phosphodiesterase decapping endonuclease activity; snoRNA binding. The record is from RefSeq and is a predicted model, not a curated record. Bases 151 to 738 code for a protein of 195 amino acids. The transcript has 3 exons. Gene Ontology annotation, biological process: mRNA catabolic process; sno(s)RNA catabolic process. NCBI's taxonomy places the organism in Eukaryota, Metazoa, Chordata, Mammalia, Carnivora, Mustelidae. Gene Ontology annotation, cellular component: nucleus.
GGGGCCCAACCCGGACGAGGCUUUCAGUUCCCCCGAGUCCCGCGGCCGUCGCUGGCUCCCCGGGCCUGCAAGCCCCGCCUCGAUUGGCUGGCGUCGGGUCCGCCUAGCCCCUUGGGCCCUCGGGACUGCGGCGGGGACAGGCGUGGGGCCAUGGCCGGGAUCCGCAAGCUGGAGCUGGAGGAGGCCCUAAUGCUGGGGUCUGGCUGGCGCCACGCGUGCCACGCGCUGUUAUACGCGCCGGACCCGGGGAUGCUUUUCGGUCGCAUCCCUCUCCGUUACGCGGUCCUGAUGCAGAUGCGCUUUGAUGGGCGCCUCGGCUUCCCCGGCGGCUUCGUCAACAUGCAGGACGGCGGUCUGGAGGCCGGGCUGAACCGCGAGCUGACCGAGGAGCUGGGCGAGGCCGUGGCGGGCUUCCACGUGGAGCGCUCCGACUACCGCAGCUCGCACGCGGGGCCCGGGGCGCGCAUCGUGGCCCACUUCUACGCCAAGCGCCUGACGCUCCAGCAGCUGGUCGCUGUGGAGAUGGGCGCCCCUCGCGCCAAGGACCACGGGCUGGAGGUGCUAGGCCUGGUGCGAGUGCCCCUGUAUACCCUACGGGAUGGUGUGGGAGGCCUGCCUGCCUUCCUGGAGAACACCUUCAUUGGAGCUGCAAAGGAGCAGCUGCUGGAGGCCCUCCAGGAUUUAGAACUGGUGGAACCUGGUUCUCUUACAGCACGGAAGAUCUCCCUACCUCGCUAGAAGCAGCCCUCUGUGGACCCACGGAACCUGAGAUGAGGAUCUUGGUACAAAGGAAGGGAGGAGGGAAUGGGGGAGGUUUUCUCUUCCAGGCCUGGGCCUGAUAGAUGAUAACAGAUUAAAAGAAGUAUGUGCAGUAUGUUUGAGCAGAGGGCCCCCCCAGCAACUCUCAGCAUCCAGAGCAAAAAUCUGCAGCUCAUCCUGGGGCCCUGGCAAAUUCCCAGAGCUGGCCUCCUCUCUGUCCAUUUGCACACACACAGCAUAGCCGUCCCCGGACCUGUGAAUGUACAGUCUGUGCCCACAUACAAGCUGACGCCUCCCCACAACCCCCAUGUGCAGUUUAACUGGAAAGUGGCAUGUGUGGGGUCUAGCUUGUCAUUGGAACCAUCUCCUUGACGGGGAGGAGCCUCUGAUCCAGGGGAGCAUCUCUGCCCACACUCGUACAUGGCUGUUCUCGGGGGUCUAGCCCAGCAUAUGUUUGCUGCAGAGGGGAGAGAAGCAGAGGACCUUUUCUCCCUGAAAAUCGUCACAUCCUUGCUUGGGUGUUGGCAAAAGAAAUCUACUCCUGAAAGGUGGCAGAGGAUCCUAACCAGCUUCCUGCCGUCUUCUGAAAUUGAGCAGAAGGCUGAGAAAAAAUGGCCUGGUCUCCUUGGACUUGAACUUCUGAGUCCUGGUGCAUCUCCAAAGCUGUCAUCUAGGACUCCUUAGACCAGGGACCUCAGAAGGGAAGAGACCCAGCCCUGGUCUAGCCCUGUCCUGACCAAAAGAGCCUGCCAUUAAAGAAUGGCUUAUAGCUGAGCCUCAGAGCCCUUCUGGUUUCUGGACAAAUUAUCUGUCUGAGGUAUAGGAGAUCUGGGGAUGAGAGAGCCAUGGGUCUUGCUCUCCACGGGGUUAAAGGGCUAAAUGGCAAAUAUCUCAGGCUUCGUGGGCCACAUGGUCUUUGUAGCAUCUGCUCAGCUCUUUAGUUUCAGAAGCAGCAAUGAACAACAGAUAAUGGGCAUGGCUGUGUUCCAGUAAAACUUACUUUAUGCAAGGAGGUGGCCAGCCACCUGUAACCAAUUUAAUUAUGAUGCCUAUUUACAUGUUUCGUUUAUGUCAUGUUAAGAAGGAAAUAAAAGAUUGACAAAGGUC